CUCCCUCUCGUCACUCCCCCACCACACACCCCAAGCCCCCACCUCCAUUUUUUCCAGCCAGGUUUGCAGCGAGAAGGAACAGCAAGGCUAGCUACACAAGCCGAUGGCCAAGGACGAGGUGAUGGAGACCGGCGGCGGCGGCGACUUCGCGGCCAAGGACUACACGGACCCGCCGCCGGCCCCGCUGAUCGACGCGGCCGAGCUGGCCUCCUGGUCGCUCUACCGCGCCGUCAUCGCCGAGUUCAUCGCCACGCUGCUCUUCCUCUACAUCACCGUGGCCACCGUCAUCGGGUACAAGCACCAGACGGACCCGGCGGUGAACAGCGCCGCCGACGCAGCGUGCGGCGGCGUGGGCGUGCUCGGCAUCGCCUGGGCCUUCGGCGGCAUGAUCUUCGUCCUCGUCUACUGCACCGCCGGCAUCUCCGGGGGCCACAUCAACCCGGCCGUCACCUUCGGCCUCUUCCUGGCGCGCAAGGUGUCCCUGGUCCGCGCGCUGCUCUACAUGAUUGCGCAGUGCCUCGGCGCCAUGUGCGGGGUCGGCCUCGUCAAGGCCUUCCAGAGCGCCUACUUCGUCAGGUACGGCGGCGGCGCCAACACGCUCGCCGCCGGCUACUCCAAGGGCACCGGCCUCGCUGCGGAGAUCAUCGGCACCUUCGUGCUCGUCUACACCGUCUUCUCCGCCACCGACCCCAAGCGCAGCGCACGCGACUCUCACGUCCCGGUGCUGGCGCCCCUCCCGAUCGGCUUCGCCGUGUUCAUGGUCCACCUGGCCACCAUCCCCAUCACCGGCACCGGCAUCAACCCGGCCCGGAGCCUGGGGGCCGCCGUCAUCUACAACAAGGACAAGGCCUGGGAUGAUCAGUGGAUCUUCUGGGUCGGCCCCAUGAUCGGCGCGGCGAUCGCGGCCUUCUACCACCAGUACAUCCUCAGGGCCGGCGCCAUCAAGGCCCUCGGCUCCUUCAGGAGCAACGCGUAACAAGUUAUCAUCCAUGUCAUCUGUAUGCAAGACUGAAGCAAUGGCGACCCGUGUUGUGUCCAUCCAUCCAGAGAGAAAUGCGCUUUUGCAACUUCUCGACAGUUCAGUUCGGCCGCCGCAAUGGUCGUGUUAUUAUGUGUCGGCAGCUGCAUAUGCGUAGUACGUGGUCCGGUCAUGCGUGCCGUGUCUUGUAAUUCGGUCCAUGGGAUCGCUUGUCUUAAUUAGCCCGCAUUGCUUUUCCUACUUGUAUUUAAAUUUAGCGACCAUAUGUAUGAUCGAUCCAACGUCGCCACCUUUCUAUCUAAGUCAUCAAUCCACCAAGCAAGUGAUCAUCCCAAA
Messenger RNA from Aegilops tauschii subsp. strangulata, 1315 nucleotides. RefSeq names its product aquaporin PIP2-1. The record is from RefSeq and is a predicted model, not a curated record. Gene Ontology annotation, molecular function: channel activity. Lineage: Eukaryota; Viridiplantae; Streptophyta; Magnoliopsida; Poales; Poaceae. Gene Ontology annotation, cellular component: membrane. Gene Ontology annotation, biological process: transmembrane transport.